UUGGGGGGCGGGGGGGCAGGGGAGAGAGUGGGGUGCAGCGAAGAUGAUGGCGGAGUGCGGCGGCGGGGGUGGCGGCGGCGGUGGCGUUGGGGGCCCGAGGAAGAAGGCGCUCUCCUUGCUGGAAGCGGCCCGCUCCCGCUACGAGAGCCUGCAGAUCUCGGACGACGUGUUCGGCGAGUCGGGCCAGGACAGUAGCGGGAACCCCUUCUACAGCACCUCGGCCGACUCACGCUCCUCCUCCGCCGCCUCUUCAGAAGACGAGGACGACCCCACCACCUCCUCCAUCUCCUGCUCCUCGGCCGCCUCCGCCCCGCCGCCGCAGCCCCUGGCCCGGGAGGUAGAGGCUGCACCCGAGGGGCCCGUUCGCGGGGGAGGCGUAUGCUGCUUUCAGGGAGGAGGAGGGCGCUGCGUUCCGAGGGUAGAAGAGGCGACUGGUGGACAGCGGCAACUGCAAUCGCAUCAGCUCCCCGGGCCCAUGGAUGAGGAGGAUGAGGAAGAGCGUGGAGGCUGGACCCAGACUUUGCGAGACAUCCCUCCCCCUCGCUUCGAGGAUACCAGCGGACCAACUCGAAAGAUGCCCCCCAGUGCCAGUGCCAUGGACUUCUUCCAGCUCUUUGUCCCCGACAAUGUUCUUAAAAACAUGGUGGUGCAGACAAACAUGUACGCCAAGAAGUAUCAAGAGAGGUUUGGGAGUGAUGGGGCCUGGGCAGAGGUGACCCUGACGGAGAUGAAGACUUUCCUCGGUUACAUGAUCUCCACAAGCAUCUACCAUUGCGAGUCUGUUCUCAGCAUCUGGAGCAGUGGCUUCUACAGUAACAAAAGCAUAGCCCUUGUCAUGAGCCAGUCCCGCUUCGAGAAGAUUCUCAAGUACUUCCAUGUGGUGGCUUUUCGUUCCAGCCAGACAACACAUGGUCUCUACAAGAUCCAGCCCUUCCUAGAUUCCCUACAGUAUGGCUUUGACUCGGCUUUUAGGCCUUCCCAAACUCAGGUGCUACAUGAACCCCUGAUUGAUGAGGACCCCGUGUUCAUCGCUACAUGCACAGAGCGGGAGCUGCGCAAGAGGAAAAAGAGGAAAUUUAGUCUUUGGGUCAGGCAGUGUUCCUCCACAGGCUUCAUCAGUCAGAUUUAUGUGCACCUGAAGGAAGGCGGAGGUGCAGAUGGAUUGGAUACUCUGAAGAAUAAGCCCCAACUCCACAGCAUGGUGGCCAAGAGCCUUUGUCGAAAUGCAACAGGCAAAAACUACAUCAUCUUCACAGGACCCAGCAUCACCAGCUUGCCCCUGUUCGAAGAGUUUGAGAAACAAGAGAUUUAUUGUUGUGGACUGCUGAGUUCCCGAAAAAGUGACUGCACUGGCCUACCUCUGUCUAUGCUGAAUAAUUCGGAUGUCCCCCAGGUCCGAGGGCAGUACCGAAUAAAGGUGAAAGGAAAUAUGUCUCUGAUCUGCUGGUACAACAAAGGGCCCUUCCGCUUCCUGACAAAUGCCUAUUCACCAGUUCAACAAGGAGUGAUCAUCAAGAGGAAAAGUGGAGAGAUCCCUUGUCCUUUGGCUGUGGAAGCUUUUGCUGCUCACCUUAGCUAUAUCUGCAAAUAUGACGACAAAUACAGCAAGUAUUUCAUUUCUCAUAAACCAAACAAGACCUGGCAACAGGUAUUCUGGUUUGCCAUCAGCAUUGCGAUCAAUAAUGCCUACAUCCUGUAUAAAAUGUCAGAGGCCUACCAUGUGAAGAGGUACAGUCGGGCACAGUUUGGGGAAAGACUGGUAAAGGAGUUGUUGGGCUUGGAAGACACCUCGCCAUCCCAUUGACGCAUCUUUCUCGUGCCUCGAGGCUGGGUAAGGGACCCACAUCAGGGGAGAGGGCAUCGGAAUUGGAAGAAGAGAAUCUGCGGCUGUGGAUGUCCAAUCGGGGACCUGGUGAUGCUCACUCCCUUGUUGGGAAAGUGAUACUGCGAGGUCUUUGUAGUGAUGGAAACAGAGACUUGAUCAAGAGGAGGAGCUGGGUAUCUAGGGCUCCCACUCAGAGAGCGUCCCAUCCCUCCCCACCAAGAAGCCACCCCCCAGCUGCCUUGUGAGUGCUCUGCCAGUCCUUCGUGUGCCAGACCUGGGUUUUUUAGGUUGCUAGCCAUUUAUACUGUCAAUUGUACCUGCUCAGUAGGGUGUAAGGCUCCUUAUGACACCCUCUUGAAUCGAAUGAGUGAGCUCAGGCUCCAGCCAUGGGGACUCCCACCAAUACUAAGUGCUGCCAGUUGUGAGAUGUCGCCACAUUUCAUUAGAAAAUGGGGAGGAAAUGAGACUGUGACAUCUUUUGACAUCGCGGCAUGUCAACUGAUGAGGGUGAAACCCCAAAAAUAGGGUGUUUUUUUUUUCUUAAAAAUUGGUUAGAUCUGAAUGGAAGACCCUUUGGUUUUUUCCCAAUUUGUCCAGGUACUUCUUAACCUGGACAUUUAGGAAGUGUCUAACAGGAGAAAAAAGAAGAAAAAAAAUUGAAUUGGUUGCCAUUGAGAUAAAAAUGAUGGAAUGCGCAGCAGUUGAAAAUGGUUUGCAUAGUCUAAAUAAUAAAUGAGGUAUUACUGAUGACUUUGGCUUCUUUGCCUCAUGUGAAGGGGAAGAGGGAGAAUACACCGAUUUAACUGGAAGUGGAGUAUAACCACUGUAUUUUUUCUCUUAUUUUAAAAUGUAUCUUGGGCUUUUUCUAUGUGUUGCUUAAGAUCUAGCAUAAUGGGUGAUGUUUCCCUCUGUUUCUUUUCCUCUCCCUCAGCCCCCCUCCUCUGUUCUGCAUCUUGGGCACGUAAUAAACAACUUUGUGACUGUACCCAGCACAGGAAAGAACAGUUCACUUUGAGAAGAAACAUAUUGCACUUGCCAAGUACCGUAGGAAUGCCUUUUAGAAUUUAAGCUUGGUCACUACUAUUGUCAUUUGCAAAAAAAAAAAAAAAAAAAAAAUCACAUUUAAAUAUAGAACUAUAUAUAUACACAUAAAUACACAUAUAUCAUUAUUGAAACAGACAAAUCUUUUUAAACAUAAGAUGACCAUGAGCUGAAUCUUGUCCACAAAUUGGGAGUCCCACCAAUGUCACUUGCCUUAUUUUAAAUGACCUUUUCUCUCUAGUACAAUUGUUUUUCAUCAAGCCCCUAAGGAGGGAGUGCAGAAAUCUCGAGAGAAUGUUUUUGGACAAAGUGCAGAAUUUGGUAAGAGGUGGCUCUUUAUGGAAUGCUGACCAGAGAGAUUUAAUUACUGAAAUGGGGCCAUGUAAUAAGGCAGGCCUACAGGAUGAAGCCAAAAUAGGGGCAACAUUUAAGAAAGAGAUCCAAUGCAUUUUCCAGUACAGCUGGCACACUUCCAUUAGGGUGUGUAUUUCAACACCUACUCCUCAUACUAACCCCCAGAAAGCCUCAGAACAAGAAAAAUAGGCUGUUCUGCUUACCAUCAUCCUCAGUUUAAGUGCAAAUGCCAGAUUUAAAUGUUCUUCCUUCAUCUAACCUUUAUGUAAACCCCUCAUUUUAUUUCCUCUUCUUCCAUAUACCUCUCAUUAAAAAAUAUAUAUAUAUAUAUAAUCUAUUUAACUCAGGCUUUAGGAUUAUUGUUUUUAAAUCCUGGUUUCACAUUCAACAAAACAAAAGUGUCCCUAAAAGUGUGUUCAUGAACAUUUAAUCAUUUCUGUAUUCUCAAUAAAGAAUUACUAGUGUCUUGUAGUUUUGAUUGGAUGCUUCAGACUUUGGACCCAAAUUUGAAUUGUUUUGCCUCUACCCUAUUCUUGUGAAACCAAUGAAAUAGCAGUUCAUUUGAAAUUUAAUUAGAAACAGGUUUUACUGCAUGGAAAAGAUGGAUUUUUAAUUUGUGGUCCUUUUCUACUAGGCCUACCAUUUCUGAAUUGAAUGUGUUUUCAAAAUUUACUAAGGGAGACACUAAGAAAAGUAGUUAGUGUCUCUUUUUUUUUGUCCCAGCAAUUAGAAGAGCAAUUUCUAAAGGUAUUUUUACUUUUAUUUUUUGCUAUGAUUUGAAAGUUUGAGGUGGGGAGAGAGAAGGUAGGAAAUCAAAGAAUUAAAAUACAGAUUAUUAAUGUAUUUCCCAAAUCCAAUUAAAAGUUGAUUUACA
Molecule: messenger RNA, 4094 nt
Organism: Antechinus flavipes (yellow-footed antechinus)
Lineage: Eukaryota; Metazoa; Chordata; Mammalia; Dasyuromorphia; Dasyuridae
Gene: PGBD5
Product: piggyBac transposable element derived 5
Exons: 7
Coding region: 44-1804 (586 amino acids)
Biological process (GO): non-replicative DNA transposition
Cellular component (GO): nucleus
Molecular function (GO): transposase activity
Source: RefSeq, a predicted model, not a curated record